Messenger RNA from Antrostomus carolinensis (chuck-will's-widow), 1513 nucleotides. RefSeq names its product cadherin like and PC-esterase domain containing 1 (gene CPED1). The record is from RefSeq and is a predicted model, not a curated record. The transcript is spliced from 11 exons. NCBI's taxonomy places the organism in Eukaryota, Metazoa, Chordata, Aves, Caprimulgiformes, Caprimulgidae. The annotation marks the transcript as partial.
GAAUUAUUCUCAAGAAAAUGCAAGCCCUAAGCAGAAUGUUCCUUCCGACCUCAGGAAGAAUCAUGAAGCAUUACAUUAUUCCAGUAAGACUAAAGAAAGACAAUGCAGUUAUGAUAAAGAUACCCUAUCUCAUAUCAGGCAGAUCUUCAUCAGUCCACAGCUGGACUUGAAUCCUCAGUUUAACCCAAAGGUCAAAGAAUACUACGCAGAAGUCCCAUUCGACAUUGUGACAGUGAAGAUAGGAGCAGAACCCUCUAACUGUCAAUGCCAAGUACACCUUGAUGAGAAGAAAGGUCCGAGCAUUGCUAACUACCCCAUUGGCCUUGGAUUGAAUAAAAUAAUCAUUCUUGUAACAGAUAAUUCACAGCCCAGUCCUCAGGUUGUGAGCAGCUACAAAAUCACAAUUUAUCGAGAGGAUCGCCCCAGUCUGCCUUUGUUUGAUGACUAUAUGAUGUGUGGGUUUGUGCAGGACUGUGGUUCCCGAAUUCGUCCAGAGGAGUCCUGUGGCUUGCAGCCGCUGUCUCAUGAAUACCUCUCAGCAAUUUCACAGACAGUGUUUAAGACCUGUGAAGCUGGAGACACAAAAGGGCAGUGGAUUGUCCCUUGCCUCAGCUGCUCUGACAACAGGACCUGUGACUGGAGAGAAAUAACGUGGCAGCCUUUUUUCGGCUGCCGAUACUCUGUGCUUGCCAAGCCUGAGCUCCAGCGCUGUGUGGAGGGCAGAAGGAUUCUUUUUAUAGGUGACUCAACUAACAGAGGGAUGAUGUACUAUCUAAUAGAAAGAGCAAAUAAGACUCUUCAGGAAUGGCAAAAGACUCAUGAUGUUAAAUGUUAUCAUAAUAUCAAUGAGGGGAAAACAUUUAUUAGUUACUCCUACUACCCCCAGUUUUGGAUGAACGCAAACCAGAGACCAACUUUUGAGAAAGCACUAGAACAACUGCUGCAGAGAUCACGUCCCCUGGAGAACACAGACCAGACCGUAUUAAUUGUAGGUGGCGUUCAGUGGCUUAAUUCCAAUCACCUGCAAAUUAUCCAAAAGGUGUUGAACAGGGAAAAUCUGUCAAAUAUCCUGGUAAUUAUCAAAUCCAUAGGGAUGGGUUUUCACCUCCCAGUGGAUGGAAUACAUUCUCUAUCGCAGGCAGAAGUGCAAAACUUGUGGAAUGAAAACUUGGCUAUUCUGGAUACAGCAAAAAAUUUCGGCUAUGAAGUUGUUGACACUUUUGUCAUCACCAUGGGACGUUACAAAGAAUUCCUGCAAGGGAAGUGUGGCUGCCAUUUCCAUGAGGUGGUGAAAUCCAAUCCCUCUGAAGAAAGUCCACACAUAACAAUGACGUUAUCAAGGCACUAUACGCUGGGGAAAUUUUUCGGCAGUCAAAGCAAACCAUCACAACUGCAGGACUAUGCAAAAAAUUCUCAGUCCCCAUAUCGUGUCCGAGGUCCAAUAAAUCAAGUUUAUUCUGAAAUCCUUCUCAGCAGGCUCUGUGCAAGUAAGAGGGAGCUUGUCAGUACAUAG